Molecule: messenger RNA, 1584 nt
Organism: Pipistrellus kuhlii (Kuhl's pipistrelle)
Lineage: Eukaryota; Metazoa; Chordata; Mammalia; Chiroptera; Vespertilionidae
Product: mitochondrial amidoxime reducing component 2
Exons: 7
Coding region: 79-1122 (347 amino acids)
Biological process (GO): nitrate metabolic process
Cellular component (GO): mitochondrial inner membrane
Molecular function (GO): molybdopterin cofactor binding; pyridoxal phosphate binding; nitrate reductase activity
Source: RefSeq, a predicted model, not a curated record
CCCGGCCCUGCACCCCCCAAGCUGGGGCAGCCGCGCACGUGACCGCGGUGCCCGGCCGGCUCCCCGCGCGCCCCGGCCAUGGGCACCCCGGCGGGCAGCCACCUCUACGUGCGGGUGCUGCGCCUCCCCGAGCCGCCGCGGGCCUCCUGGCUGGGCACGGCCGCGCUGGGCCUGGGCCUGGGCGCCGUGGCGCUGGGCCUGGGGCUGGGCGCCCUGGCGCUGGGCAAGGGCCUCUGGCGCCGGGUGCUGCGCGGGGGGCGCCGGCGGCAGGUGGGCACCGUGGCCGAGCUGUGGAUCUACCCGCUCAAGUCCGGCAAGGGCGUGGCGGUGAGCGAGGCCGAGUGCACCGCGCUGGGGCUGCGCUGUGGUCACCUGCGGGACAGGUUCUGGCUGGUGAUCAACGAGGCGGGGACCAUGGUGACCGCCCGCCAGGAGCCGCGCCUGGUGCUGGUGUCCCUGACCUGCGAGGGCGACACGCUGACCCUCAGCGCGGCCUACAUGCAGGACCUGCUGCUGCCCGUCGAGGCGCCCGCCACCAAUCCCGUGCUCAAGUGCAGGGUGCAUGGCCUGGAGAUCCAGGGCCGGGACUGUGGCGAGGCAGCAGCCCAGUGGAUCACCAGCUUCCUGAAGGCCCAGCCCUACCGCCUGGUGCACUUUGAGCCUCACAUGCCGCCCAGAAAGUCCCACCAGAUAAUGGACGCAUUCCGGCCCACAGACCAGAUCGCGUACUCGGACGCCAGCCCGCUCCUGCUCCUGUCUGAGGCUUCACUGGCGGAUCUCAACUCCAAGCUGGAGCGGAAAGUCAAGGCAACGAACUUCAGGCCCAAUAUCCUCGUUUCGGGCUGCGGCGAGUAUGCAGAGGAUUCGUGGCACAAGCUUCUCGUCGGGGACGUGGAGCUGAGGAGGGCGAUGGCCUGUUCCAGGUGCCUUCUCACCACUGUGGACCCGGACACGGGCAUCAUGAGCAGGAAGGAGCCGCUGGAGACUCUGAAGAGUUACCGCCUGUGUGACCCUUCCGAGCAGAAACUGUACGGAAAAUCGCCUCUCUUUGGACAGUACUUGGUUCCGGAAAACCCGGGGACGAUCAGAGUGGGGGAUGCCGUCUACCUGCUGGACCAGUAAUGGGGACCCCGGGUCCCCGGAGAGCAGGUGCCCUGGAGAAAAAUGCCCUCGAAAAUGCCACCCCUUUGACAUACCGUGUGUUGGAGCCUCUGCCUUUUCUUGAGAUCUCUGGUUUCCCGAGUCUUUGCUUUUGUGGAUUUCCUUGUGUCUCGAUGCUCCCAGAGUCCUGAGCCUCAAGCCCAAAAACAUAACACAGUCUCCAUGACUGAGUCGGACUCCCGGAAGCCACCUAACGGCCAGGCGUCUGAGAAUUCCGUGUGUCGCUAUGAUGGUGGGGUCAUUCUUUCUCCUUCCUCUGGAUUCACCUCCUGGGAGCGCUCACCUCGGUCAUGUCAUGGCCCCCCCUUAGGGAGAGAGAAAAGAAGAGACGGAGGAAGAGUGGGCGAGCGAGAGGAAUGUUCUAGAAGGUUUUGUGUGUGUGUGGGGGGCACGCAAUGGGAAUUAAAUAGCUCCCCAAGCAAG